Molecule: messenger RNA, 2445 nt
Organism: Bursaphelenchus xylophilus (pine wood nematode)
Lineage: Eukaryota; Metazoa; Nematoda; Chromadorea; Rhabditida; Aphelenchoididae
Source: the annotation of a GenBank genome assembly
AUGUCUACAAGCAAACCAUUUCGGUAGGCCUAACGACAUAAAAUGAUGGUCUGUUUAGAGGAAGUAUAUACGUCAAGGGGCAUUUCGAAUUCCCGGAAUGUCGAGCUGAAUUUGCCAGAAACCCACAGUCCCAACUUACAUUCACCGUCCCGUUUGGAACAUGUGGGAUGGCCAAACGAAAGGAAAUUAAUACUUCCAUGACCUUCUCAACGGUCAUCAUUGUUAAAUUUCAUUCCCAAUUCCUUACAAAGUAUGACAAAGCUUAUGACAUUGGAUGCCAUUUCGAUCGUUCGCCGAGGAAUGUGACUUCAAGUGUGGCUGUAACAGAUCUAGAAGUGAAGCCAAUGAUGCACGAUACCGCCCCAAAUGAAUGCGAUUAUAGCCUAAGGGCGAAUACUUUAGAAGGGCCCUUAGUUCAGAAAAUAAAUCUUGGAGAGACGAUUGUUCAUCGAUGGCAAUGCAAAGAUAGUUAGUUUCUUAAGUAAAUAAAUAAUCAUGUGUUUAUUUCUAGCAGAUCAGAAGAUCCUGGUCAAGAACUGUAUUGCCAAAGGCAGUAGCGAUGAAACUCGAGUCAUCGACGAAAGAGGGUUCGUCUUUUAUUGACCGAGACUAAUCUUGUUAUUUAUAGGUGCCCUAUAUCAGAGGAUUUCACCGAGCUUACCUACAGUUCUGAGGCCAGCAUGGCAUUUGUGGCCCUCGAUGCUUUUAGGUUUCCUGACAAUGAUCUGAUAAAAUUUGAAUGCCAGCUCGAAUUUUGUUCCGCCGAUGCUUGUGUUGGUGUUACAGUAUGAAAAUACUUAUUUUUAUAUAUUGAAUUUUUGUUCAGCCUCCGAAUUGUCCGAAGAUCUACCCUUCGGAAUUCCAUCCAAACUCGAUGAUUCUCGAGAAUGAAGAUGGCCACCACGAAACCCAGAUCUACGGAGUCUUCGACCAGCCUUUCCGGACAACAACACCUUCCGUGUGGACUCCGAGGGCUCCUUCAAGUGAGUCUAAGCCAGCAUUUCCCUUACCAGAAGUACAACAAGGUCAGCCUCUUGGUUGGGAUAGGCGGAAAGAUCAACCGCUUCUAUUCACUGAAGUUAAGGCAGCCCACCAACAAACAAAUGAUGGGUACCUGGUAAGAUCGAUUAGAAAAACGUUACAGGAAAUUUCAUAGCUUUUUGCAUUCCUAUUCAAUACUCUCUCCGUUAUAGUUACAAUGCUUACAGCUAUUAAAAAAAGAGAGAAAAACAGAACCAUCAUCUCCAACACCUAAUACAAGACCAAGGAGAGAUGAGGGACGGGUACGGAAUGUCAGAUCGGAAACCAUUUUGAUUGGAAAUUAUACUCAUUGUAAGUUUGAUGAGAUAUAACAUGUACAGGGUGGUCCACUCGGGGCUUUGGACCUUAUUCCAAGUAUCUCUUCGCAAAUACUGCACCAAUUUCUAUAAAAUUUAUUUCAAAUUGAAGCUGAGACACCCUUUUUUCCACUAAAUAUGGCGGCUCUACGUUUACAGAGAGCCCCGUACUCACCGACGUUUUAACUUCAAUUUUUCCCCAGAGUCCGGUGAAAGCCCAAAACUAAAAAAAAUUCCAAAACCUAGAAACUCAAUUGAAAAUCAUUUCAAAAAUUUUUAACAACAAGGGACUUGUAGCAACUAUCCAUGGCCAAAGUUACAUGUCAAAAUUGCUCACGGAAUUUGGCCACGGAGAUCUACGGCUUCAAAUUACUUUAGGUUUAUUCCUCUGAUUUUUUCCGGCUCACACCCGGGGAACUCACAUCAAAGAGGUGGUACAUACGAACAAACCCCCAUCAUUUCUUUUUCAAAAACGGCAAUUUUGUUCAGGUACAAAUGUAGCAUGAAGGUAAAAAGUGUUCGUGUUGAUGUGUCAUAACGAAACUCGCGACCUACUCCUAGCUUGCGUUUUGCAGAAAAGACGGGACCACUAUUUGUUAUACAUUUUUGAAAAUUGAAUUUAAAAUUUUGACAAAUUUUUGACCUAAAAUCAAGUAUGUAAGGAUGGUGACAUACACAUCAAAUUGGAUGUCGUGGCGUGAAACCGCGAUUUCUUGUCUGUUAGGCCUCUAGACAAGAAAUGCGCAAUUCUUGUCUCAAAUUGCGUAACAUUGCAUUGCGCAAUAUUUCGCAAAAUUGGCGCAGUAUUUGCAGAGAGAUACUUGAAAUAAUGUUGGACCACUCCGUAUUGUACGAUUUACAGCAUUUAUGGAACCAAAUUUAAAGAGCAGUGAAGUUUGUUGGGCACGCAAAGAAGCCGUCACUUUUAUCUAUAUUGCUGCUGUGCUUGCCAUAUACGGCGUUGUGGUCACUAUUUACUUGACAUGUGAUUUCAUUCGUGGACGGUGAGAAAAUAAUUGGAUUCUGAUGGCUGAAUUCAGGCCUCUUGCAAAUAAAUCGUACUGAUUUCAGAGCUCGAUCCAGAAAGGCCCUCAUUUCGGGUUACUAG